This is a messenger RNA of Diabrotica virgifera virgifera (western corn rootworm), 1623 nucleotides long. Its product is annotated as leucine-rich repeat-containing protein 15-like. Gene Ontology annotation, molecular function: protein binding. The coding region runs from base 328 to 1434 and encodes 368 amino acids. The transcript has 2 exons. The record is from RefSeq and is a predicted model, not a curated record. Lineage: Eukaryota; Metazoa; Arthropoda; Insecta; Coleoptera; Chrysomelidae.
CUAAAUGCUUGACUAGUGUAUGAAACAUGACGUAAACUAAAACCACAAGUAAAAUUAACGAAAAAUUUAGAAACGAUGAACAAAAUACUGACAAUUUUACUAAUCAUAUAUAUGGCAACGAGUUUAGUGAGUUCCGGGUAUAUUCUUCGAGGUGAUACAUUAUUUCCGAUACACGAAGAGUCCAAUAAUACGUUGGUUCAACGAGGAAGAAAGAUCAUUACUGUUAAAGGAAAUUGUCCGACGAAACAGUUCUACUCACACAUGUUGAGGCAAUGUGUUACUAGAUACGGGGAAUAAGAUCUUAGACUCUUAGAUAAAUUUUCAGAUAUGGAUGUAACACUAAUCAUCAACCUCUUCAUUUCUGCCACGCUCAUAUCGCUGUCCAGAUCCGAGCCAAUUUGCAUUGUCGAUACCAGCGACAAUUCGAAUUUGGUUUGCAAAGAUGUUUCAACAGACUUUCCUGAUAAUAUGUACUACGGCAACAAAAACCUGCAGUGCGACAAUUGCCACAUAACGGUCUUCUCAUCGUCCACGUUUAAACACGACAAUGUCCUGUUGUCCAUAAAUAUAUCGCACAGCGGAUUACGAGCUAUACAACCAUCUGCUUUCAAGCAUUUGGGGAACCUCCAAAACAUCUAUUUUCAGAAUAACAUGAUUACCAACGUAUCAGCGGGAGCUUUUGAAGGGUUAAGACAGGUGUAUGAAAUAAAUCUGAAGAAUAACUUAAUUGUUGAUUUAACGCCAGGUUUUGUGCGCGAUCUUGAAGUGACUUAUUUAUCUUUGGCCAAUAAUAAACUAUCUGAAAUUCCAAAUUAUGCUUUCAAAGAUGUUGUGGUGAUCACCAAUUUGAUUCUUUCUCAAAACAAAAUAAAAAAGCUUAACUAUGAUUCGUUUUCGGGCUUAACUUACUUAGAAUACCUGGAACUGGACAAUAACAAUUUGUGUUACAUCCCUAUAGGUGUAUUUAAGAACCUCAAAGACCUAAGUUAUCUUAAUUUAGCAAAUAAUAAGCUCAGCAGAUUUUCCUUGGGUACCUUUUCUGGUUUAAGCAGUCUUACAGCUUUAGUUUUAGCAAAUAACUCAAUCAAGAACUUCGAAGGUAAUGAGUUGCUACCUAUGCAGAGCCUACUGAGGUUGGAUAUCAAAGGAAACAACAUUUACUACUUAGACGCCCACCUUAUUUUCUCCGCGGCUCCUACGAUAAAGUUCAUAAGUAUAGAAGAUAAUUUCUACAGUUGUAGCUCCUUGGCGAACAUUAUCAGAUAUUUUAAAGAGAAGAAAGUGAGAAUCGAGACCCAUACUGGUUUCUACGAUAUUCAAAAUAUCAACGGCGUUGCCUGCAUCGAUGGUAUUGUCGAUGAAGUAACCGACAAAGCAAACUUUUUAAGAAGGGCUUCCGACGAAGCACAAACGUCUGUUAUUUAUUGUGCUUAGAUAUAAAUAUUUAUUUCAAUUAUAAAUAAUAUUAUUAGUUUUGCACACACGAAUAUGAUUUUAAACGAUUGUCUGGCACAUAUCCAAUAUUCCACUUAUCAUUGGCUCGUGGUUAGUUAGGCACCAGAAUACAUAUAAUGAAAUUUUAUAAAGUAUUAUGUACAUACUAAAAUAAACAUAUAAACACAA